CCAGUUGUGAAUAGGAAUACCCAAGUAGAGGUUCCUUCGUUCAACAUUUUACGACGUGCAGGAAACAUAAUUGCUCAGUUCAUUUAUCGGAAUAGUUGUGAAAAAAAUUAUACCUUGGAUGGACUUCUUAAUGGUGCCGCUUAUAUAGCAGGUAUUUACAUAAAUGAAAAAAACUGGGAAAGACUGAGAGCAAUCAUGAUUGAAGACAGUGUUGAAGACAUUCGUGAACGCGUAGAAGCUCUAACGGAUGAAGAAGUCUCUAAUUUAAGAUUUUUAGAAGACGACGUAAUUGCUUCGUUUUUGCACCUCUCUUGUUUCGCAUCACGAUCCCUUCUUGGCGGCAAUUAUAGUAAUUUCCAUCCGGAGCUUUUAAUAACCAGAAAAUUUUAUAGGUUGUCGAGGUGUGUCUUUCCUGUAGGCAUUUGGAGAAUCCAUAAAAUAAAUUUUUUUGACCCUGCCUCUAAGCCAAAUCUGAUAGACGUUGGUCUCUACCGCUGA
Enterobius vermicularis (human pinworm) is the source of this 498-nucleotide messenger RNA. Lineage: Eukaryota; Metazoa; Nematoda; Chromadorea; Rhabditida; Oxyuridae. The record is from the annotation of a GenBank genome assembly.